Messenger RNA from Hermetia illucens (black soldier fly), 2339 nucleotides. Its product is annotated as sodium-coupled monocarboxylate transporter 1-like. The transcript is spliced from 10 exons. Gene Ontology annotation, cellular component: membrane. NCBI's taxonomy places the organism in Eukaryota, Metazoa, Arthropoda, Insecta, Diptera, Stratiomyidae. Gene Ontology annotation, biological process: transmembrane transport; sodium ion transport. Gene Ontology annotation, molecular function: symporter activity. Bases 392 to 2257 code for a protein of 621 amino acids. The record is from RefSeq and is a predicted model, not a curated record.
ACCAUAGUGUCACAACUGUCCCAGCAGGUCUAGAUAGCCAAUAAGUGGAUGGUUUGACACUCCACUAAUUUAGUGAGCCGGGGAUGGCUGACCAGUGACGAUCUAGUAGUUCGCGAAAGGCUUACGCACAGAAAUGCUGCAGUUGUUCGCAGUGUCCUAUUCUACCAGAUACAAUGAAAUCCUUUUAAUUCUCACUUGAACUUAAUAAAAAUUGAAAAAAAUUCAAUUCUUAGUAUUACAUUUGCAUCUGGUAGCCCAUAAAAAUCAUCUAAUUUCGUCGUCGACUAUAUCUUAUAGAUUAGUCCUGUGAUAAAUAACUCCUCAGUGAUUUUCAUCUUUACUUCCGAUUUGUGUUUUUCCUUUUGAUCUGUGAAAGUCAAUAACAGUGAAAAUGACGGGCCCGAAUGUUGAUGAUGUGAAAGUAUCCCUGCAGCGGUUCGGAUGGCCCGAUUAUGUAGUUUUUGUGCUGAUGUUGUGCAGUUGUGCCUUAAUUGGUGUUUAUUUUGGCUUCAUAAAGAAGAAUCCUAAGAAAUGCAAGGAAGCUGAAGCGAACUACUUGGUUGGAGGAAGACAGAUGAGUAUAUUUCCAGUGACGAUGUCGUUGAUAGCGAGUUUCAUUUCCGGUAUAACCCUGCUUGGAACACCAACCGAGAUUUAUCUACAUGGGACUCAGUACAUGUUCAUCAUCGGAGGAGUCCUGAUAAUGGGGGUAGUUAUGACUUACGUUUACUUGCCUGUCUUCCACGAUUUGAAAUUAACAUCGACGUAUCAGUAUUUGGAAACAAGAUUCGACAAAAGGAUGCGACUUUUUGGGUCAAUUUUAUUUACAUUUGGGACUAUGGCCUGGCUACCUAUUGUAAUUUACGUCCCUGCUCUAGCUUUUAACCAAGUUACAGGAGUCAAUGUUCAUUUGAUAACACCCAUAGUUUGCGUUGUGUGCAUCUUCUAUACUUGCGUUGGAGGUUUGAAGGCGGUCGUCUGGACCGACGUGGUGCAAACUAUAAUGAUGUUCGGAGCAAUGGGGUUGAUCAUAAUCAAGGGAACUUUGGACAUUGGCGGAAUCGAAACUGUCUGGACAAGGUCAUGGGAAAGUGGACGAAUUGAAGGACCAGAUAUGGAAUUUGAUUUAAAGUCGAGGCAUACACUGUGGUCUGUCACAUUUGGUGGAUUUGCUUAUUGGCUGAAAAGCAAUGCAGUGAGUCAAAAUAUGAUCCAACGAUAUUUGUCUUUGCCAACACUUCAUAAUGCUAGAAAAGCACUCUGGUUUUUCAUAUUAGGAGUACUUUUGCUGCUGGGAAUAUGCUGCUACAGCGGACUUCUGAUCUAUGCAACAUAUCAUGAUUGUGACCCUCUUUCUACUAAGCUAGCGAAAGCCAAGGAUCAACUAUUACCUCUUCUUGUUAUGCAAAGUCUAGGCGACUUUCCUGGUUUACCAGGAUUAUUUGUUGCAGGUGUUUUCAGUGCAGCUCUUAGUUCACUUUCAACUGGUCUCAACUCGAUGUCAGCCGUUGUUUUGGAAGAUUUCUUCAAAGGAUUCAGCAAUCGUCCCUUGAGUGAUCGGCAAACUGCUUUUAUAAUGCGAGGAGUCGUGGUUGUUUUUGGAGCCAUCUGUGUUGGUUUGGUAUUCGUAGUGGAAAAACUAGGUGCUGUUCUGCAGUUAUCUAUGAGUUUGGGUGCUGUUUCGAAUGGACCGCUACUGGGAAUAUUUACGAUGGGAGUAAUGAUACCAUGGGUUGAAGGAAGAGGAGCAAUAAUUGGAGGUUCAGCUGGACUUGCUAUUAUGGCAUGGAUAUGCGCUAAAGCCCAGGCAGCAAUUGCGAUUGGAGAGCUGUCCUUCCCAAGUAAACCACUUUCAACAACUGGAUGCAGUUAUACUUUCAUGCCAUUUAAACCACUCAGCAUGUUGGCUAUUAACGCCACUGAACCGCCCACAAUUCAGCCGGAGUUUGACCCAUCUGAAUUCAAAAUAUACCAUAUCUCAUAUCUUUGGUACACACUGUUUGGAGCUGCUAUCACGAUCAUCAUCGCGCUCGCUACUUCAUAUAUCUUGGGCCCUAACAAGCCAAGUGAGUUGAACCAAGAUCUUUUGGCGCCGUUUGUAAGAAGGAUUAUCAGACGGAUGAAUAAGACAGAAGCGAGAAGUGAAAAACGUUUGGACCCUGUUGGAACUGAACAGGAGAACAUCUUUUCGAGUUCAAUGGACUUGAAAGAACUGCGGAAGAUAGUUGGCGAAGAAGAGGAUUGCGAGAAUCUAUAAGUUGCCUUAAGAUACUCUUAUUUAUAAAAUACAUUUCUAAAACCAAAGAAUUUUUACUAAAUAAAUAAAAGGAAGCAAAAGA